Chlamydomonas reinhardtii is the source of this 1922-nucleotide messenger RNA. RefSeq lists its product as uncharacterized. The record is from RefSeq and is a predicted model, not a curated record. The transcript is spliced from 5 exons. The coding region runs from base 123 to 1739 and encodes 538 amino acids. NCBI's taxonomy places the organism in Eukaryota, Viridiplantae, Chlorophyta, Chlorophyceae, Chlamydomonadales, Chlamydomonadaceae.
GUAUUGCUCGGGAGCCCUGUAACAAACUGCGUCUCCACUGCGAGCAGCGCGGCUGUUUACCUUCCAAACUAGUGCAACCUUUCAUAUGUCAAUAGCUUCACGUUCAUUAUAACCAUAGCCCAAUGUUACAAUUGAGUUUGUCACCGGCAUUCAGCCAUAAGCUUGCGAGUACGCCGGCGGCAUGCGCUGCGACCACAAAUCCUACGCGCGUUGUCGCGCUGCGGCGGCCACUUCUCGCCUGCAAUGCAGCAGCGGAACGCUCUACUCAAGUCCAGGAUGGGCGCAGCGUCGCUGGGCGGCAGCGCAGUGCUGGGGAGAGGACGGUGUUCUCGGACCGUCAAGCGAGUCAUGCUGCUGCCGGGCCCCGCAGCGAAGCCGCCCGGCCCCAGUCAGCAGCACCCUCGGCCCAUCCACAGCGUAGUACUCAGAAGACACAGGGCGUGCCUGGCGCCCAGCCUGCCACCGGACGCCCAGCAAGCGCAGGCUCUAGCGGCAGAAGCGCGGCGCCUGCCACGAGCGGCCUGCGUGCCCCGCCUCGGGAAGGCGGUGACGCAAGCCGCCGCCCAGCCUCUGGCAUCUCCAGCCUCCAACGCAAGCACAGUAGACACCAGGCUCCAGCGGGCGGCAGGCCAGGCGACGCAGGCCGGCCAGCCGCCGGUGCCGAACUGACUGGCACGGGCGCGGCUGUCCCAAAGUGGCGGACGACGCGGCUGCAAGUGGACUGGGCAUCCGCACCGCCGCCACCUCCCGGCGUGGACCUCAAAGGCCUGGCGUCCCGGCUGAUGGCGCCGCCCCGUGACGAGUCGCUGCCGUCCCUGGACGCGCUGGUGGUGGUGGAGGGCUUCAAUGACUGCCUAGCGCUGCACAAGGCGGUCCGGGCGCCGGUGUAUGUGAUGGGCGGCGGCGGCGUGCUGGCGGACGCCAUGCGGCCCGAGCUGCGCUACCUUGGCCAGCUGGCGGGCGCCGGGGUGCUGCCACGUCAGCUGGUGGUGUUCACCGACCCCGACUGGCAGGGCCGCACCUACCGCACCCUACUAGAGGACGAGCUGCGGGUGGUGGCGGAGCAGGCGGAGAAGGCAGCUGCAAAGGCCAAGGCGAAGGCGGAGGCGGGGGCGGGCGGUGGAAAGGGCGCGGGGGGCGUGGUAGGAGCAGCGGCAGCAACGAGUGGGCCGGUGGUGGGCGGCGCGGGGCAGGCGGCGGUGCUGCGCCCCGGCGCGCGCAGGCUGCUGAAGCCGGCCGCGGCUGCGGCACCUGCUGCGGAGGUGAAGCAGGAGGCUAAGCAGGAGACUGCGGCGGUGACUGCAACGGCGGCACCUGCAGCUAUCGCGUCCGCGGGGGUAACUGUGAGGCACGCAUUCUUGCGUGUGGAGCUGGCGACCAGUGAAGCAGAGAGCAGGCGGCAUGAGGCUGGCAAUGUCGGUGUGGAGCAUGCUGCGCCCGACACCAUCCGCACCUGCCUGCGGCGCGCGCGGCCGGGCUUUGGGCCGGGGCGGACGGAGUUCACCGCGGAAGGGCUCCAGGCGGACGGGCUGAUAGGCGUGUGGAAUGACAAAACCAAGGUUGCGGGCCCGGGGCUGCGGCGCGGGCGCUUCUGUCGCGCGCUGGGUAUUGACGAGGUGGGCAGCGGCAAGGCAUUGGCCAACCUGCUCAACCGCUACUUCAGCCGGGCCGAUUAUGCCGCGGCUCUGGAGGCGUGUGAGAUGCAGCAGGACGCAGCACAGGAGAUAUCAGAUACGUAGGCGGGGCAUGGGCAGGCGCCUGAUCGUCGUGGUGGAGUGCGGCGGCACGGCGAGCUGCAUGGGGAAGCAGUGGCAAUUUUGGCACCAGGUGCAGGCAAGGGUGCAGGGAUGGAAGCCGUGGGGGAUGGGGCGUCAUCAAGAACAACUGAGACUCGAGGCUUGCCAAUGUAAAACACAAACACC